Vigna unguiculata (cowpea) is the source of this 1136-nucleotide messenger RNA. Its product is annotated as zinc-ribbon domain protein. NCBI's taxonomy places the organism in Eukaryota, Viridiplantae, Streptophyta, Magnoliopsida, Fabales, Fabaceae. The record is from RefSeq and is a predicted model, not a curated record.
GUGUGCGGCGAAAUUGUGUGAAUUUAAGAAGUAAAAGCUGAUAAAAGAGGGCCGUAACAUAUUUUUCAUGGCCCAAAACGCAAAGCCCAAAGGUGAAGAAAUAGCAGGAAACCUCUAGAAAAUCGAAAUAACAUAGGCAACGCAAAUUUAUAAUAGGAAAACGCCAUUUUCGUUCAGAACAAGUAACACAAGGUGAAGGUUCAGACAGAAUUAAGUUUGAGCAAUGUUCUUCUUCUUCGUGGGAGGGUUACAGCAAGAGGUACGACAGGUACUGAAAUCCGCUGUGGGCAAAUGCACAUACUGCGGCAACAGCGUUGACCUUGUGAACUCCGACAAGGUUCUCAAGCUCUUCUUUGUUCCCGUGUGGCAGUGGCCAGCCAAGGAUCCUCUCUACCAUUGCUCCUAUUGUAAGAACUUCUUCCCCUACAAUUACUCUCUCCCGGCAACCAUGGAAGAAACCUUGCUCUGCCGUAUCUGCGAGCGCACGGUUGAGGCAGACUUUCGAUUCUGCCCUUUCUGCGGAUCGGAACUGUGAACGUGAAAUUCGGAGAGGUUUUGGAAAAAUUUGAAGCGUAAUAAAUGAAAUUGAGGAAUUGUUAGUUUUUAUGUCAGAUACUAUGAUUGUUUGUUUUCUUUCAGAAAUUAGAUAAUAAUUGGACAACUUCUUGUACUUGAAUGCAAUGUGCCUUUGUUUGUUAAGAUCUAGAUUUAAGAUGCCAAAAGCAUUUUCUAAAAUUAUGUAUUUAGGAAGAGAUAAAAAGGCUUGUUGGUAUAUACAAAAUUGUAAUUAUAAAAUUUGAGAGGGAUUAGAGCAUUGUUAAUCCUGAAAUUUUAGAGAUAAAAUUAUUCACGGUGUUGAAGAGGGAGGGAAAGGAAGAUAAUGAAGAAAAAUUUUAAGAAUGUAUAGUUAAGGAAGAAUAUAAAGAAUGCAAGCAUCUUCAAAAGAAAAAAACCUGCUGCAUAUUGGAAAUUUUGAACUAACUAUACAAUUCUGGGUACAUUAAAUAUAAUUUCAAAUCCAUCUAUUUAAGUUUCAAUCAGUAUGAAAUCAGUUCAAACUCUUAUAGAUAUAACCCCGCAGUUUCUUAAGACUCUCAAUAUUACACAAUCCCCAAACUCUGCCACUUUUUUUUUUU